AUGGAUCCCCAGCCUCAAUCUCAGGGAUUGACCCGUCUCUCCCCUGAUCUGAACUCGGGUCCCAAGCUCAAUUCUUACCUGCAGCAGCCGCAGAGUCCCCUUCCUGGCCGCUUCAACGAGGAGUGGGACGCCAGCCAGCGUGGAGGUUCCGUCGUCGACGGCCGCCGUGGCCAAAGCCCUCCAGCAAUGUCUGCCACUGCCGAGGCCGGACCAUCGGCCGUGCAACGCUCCAACUCGGUCAACAGCUAUGCGGCUGGCGAUGAUCGCGCCCUGCCUCAGAGGGGCAACACGCUGAAGAAGAAGGCCUCGCUGCGGCGAAGCGGCACGGGCAGCAUUGUGCGAUCCAGUAGCCGCCGCAGCGCACGAGCUGGCAGUGUCAAGAGCCUUGUCCUCCAGACUGCGACGGAUCCCGACGAGUUGCACAGCGCCUUCUUCUGUCCCGUUCCCACAAACGGCAAUCCUACCGAUGUGCUCGCCGCUAGAUUCCAGAACUGGAGGAAAAUCCUGAAAGACCUCAUUGCGUAUUAUCGUGAGGUACAGUCUCACUAUGAGCAAAGGUCCAAGUCGCUCGCCAAGCUAUCAAGCGUCGCCAACAACAUGUCGAACCCAACCUCGUUCCUCCAAACCGCCGGCAUUGAUGAUGCUCUUCAAAUUAUACGCAACUAUAAUAAGCUAGCCCUUCAAGAGGCCAACAAAGCCAAGGAAAUCGAGGAGGAUGUCAUCUUGGCGCUUACUGGCCUGAGGAGCGAUCUGCAGCAAAAGAUCAAGGAAAUCAAACACCUGGCCGGUGACUUCAAGAACUCUGUUGAUAAGGAAAUGGACUCCACCGGCAAGGCUGUCAAGAUCCUCUCAGAAGCGCUGGGAAAGAAUGAGAUGGACACCGCCGCCACGACGGGCAAGCAGGAUCCAUACCUCCUCAAGAUUGCGGUCGAUCGCCAGAUUGAGCGCCAGCUUGACGAAGAAAACUACUUGCAUCAAGCCUAUCUCAACCUUGAGGGCUCAGGCCGCGAGCUCGAAUCUAUCAUCGUAGGCGAGAUUCAAAAGGCUUACAAUGCCUACGCUGGUAUCCUCAAGCGCGAGGCAGACAAUGCUCACAGCGUGGUCGGAGAACUCCGUGAUGGACCAAUUGCUAUGCCCAAGGAUCAAGAGUGGGAGCAUUUUGUGUCUAACGAUAGCCGAGUGGUCAAUCCCAGCAUGCCGCUGCGCUCGGUCGAACAGAUUCAUUACCCAGGGCAAGACCAUCUCUCGGCGCAAGAAAUCCGCGCCGGACUACUGGAGCGCAAGAGCAAGUAUGUACUUUCGACAACGCAUCUUCACGAAUUCAAGUCGGCAGACAAAGCUCAGGCGCCCAUAAUGUCUCUCUAUCUUCCGGAACAAAAACUAGGAUCCCGCUCUAGCGAAGGAGGUCCAUCCAACAAGUUUCUUCUCAAGGGACGGCAGACUGGCGCCAUGCACCGAGGCCACACCUGGGUGUUCCGGGCCGAGAGCCAUGAUACUAUGAUGGCUUGGUACGAGGACAUCAGGGCCCUGACGGAAACGUCUCCGGAGGAGCGAACAGCAUUUGUACGAUCUCACUCACGGCGAAGCACGAGCCGAUCAUCGCACCGCUCAGCUAGCAGCGACGGACUUGAUGAGGAAGAGGACGAGGAGCCAUUUACAGCGACCGAGCAAGAUGUCACGCCAGGACCUCUUGCCACGCGGCGACCCCAACCAGGUGGGCGGUUCCCAUCCGAUAUCCAAGUCAACGCACAACGAGGCUUACAGGUGCCUCAGUCCCCGUCUAGUGUAGGAUCCAGCCAGGAGCCACAUGCCCCGGUGAUUGCUGCAGCAACCGCGAUUCCAGGAUCAGCCACAGAGGCCUAUUCUCCGGAGAAGUACACACGGCACGACGAAGGCCAUCCGGAAUACGGACAGAGAGGCGAGACCCCGAUAACAGACGUCCAUGCACAGGCAGUCAUAGCCGACCAUGAGGCACAGGUCGACGGCGUCAACCCUUACACAAGCGAGCCACAACAGAAUGCAGCCGCUAUCAAUGGUACAGCUGCAGGAGCUGACACGAACGAUAUCAACGGCGGACACUACACAAAUGUCGGGGGCACAGCACCUCUCUCUCCGGAUGCGAUUCCUAGAUCUGAAGUUCAGCCUGAUGCCUCAGGACUGCAGGUUCUUCCUGGUCAGGGAGAUGCUGCAAUGCUAGUGGGUGAUAAUAACGCGGUUCGGGCAAUCAACGAUGAGAGAGCGGCUAGUACGGUGACAGUGUCAGACUUACCGAUGCCGGGCAGCUUUCCUUAGGGCCCGUCAUUUGAUUUAUUGAUGGAUAUGUUAUUUCUUUUCAUUUUUUUUCUUGCUAUUUUGGUUUUCAUUUGUCCAAGAAAUGUGUGUACGUCACUAUCUGGAUACCAUCUCUUGAUUACCUACUGUCUUAGGUAUCUGCGUCCUGUACAAUGGAUUUUUGCUAUUGGAUUGUGGAGGGGGAAAAGGGGCCGGAAAAGAGCAACAGUGUAUUGAGUGAGUUGAAGGCGUUUUUUCCGUUGCUUUGUUGUCGAUGCAAGUGUUUUCUGGACCGCAUCACUCGUUAGGUAUAUCCAUAGCUUGCCCUGCGUGGUACAGCUAGCAGUUUUUUGCUGUUUGAUGAAAUUCAAUGUUUUGUUUUUGC
Molecule: messenger RNA, 2656 nt
Organism: Trichoderma virens Gv29-8
Lineage: Eukaryota; Fungi; Ascomycota; Sordariomycetes; Hypocreales; Hypocreaceae
Exons: 5
Coding region: 1-2292 (763 amino acids)
Source: RefSeq, a predicted model, not a curated record